This is a messenger RNA of Lizanozyma spartinae, 1608 nucleotides long. It is a transcript of the gene SSZ1, whose product is annotated as Ssz1p. Gene Ontology annotation, biological process: cytoplasmic translation; 'de novo' cotranslational protein folding; regulation of translational fidelity. Gene Ontology annotation, cellular component: cytoplasm. The transcript has 2 exons. Lineage: Eukaryota; Fungi; Ascomycota; Pichiomycetes; Serinales; Debaryomycetaceae. Gene Ontology annotation, molecular function: ATP-dependent protein folding chaperone; ATP binding; misfolded protein binding. The record is from RefSeq and is a predicted model, not a curated record. Bases 1 to 1608 code for a protein of 535 amino acids.
AUGUUUUCGUCUGCCAUUGCUGUUGCUAAUGCUGACGGUAAGGUUGAUGUUAUUGCUAACCCUGAUGGUGACAGAGCCAUCCCUUCAAUCUUGUCAUAUGUUGGAGUUGAUGAAUACCAUGGUGCUCAAGCCAAGGCUCAAUUAAUCAGAAACCCUACCAAUACUAUCAUUAACUUCAGAGACUACAUUGGAAAGAAGUACGACGAAGUUGACAUUUCUGCUUCUAAGUUGGGUGCUCCUGCCAUCCAAACCGAGGACGGUAAUAUUGCUUACAAAAUCAUUAGAGAAGAGAACAAGACAGAAAUUGUUACUGUGGGUGAAGCUGUUAGAAGACAUUUGAUCCAACUUAAGUUGGCUGCUGAAGAUUACCUUGGUAACGAUAUUUCUGAAGCUGUUAUCACUGUUCCAACUGAUUUCAAUGAACACCAAAGAACCGAAUUGGUCAAAUUUGCUGGUGAAGCUGGCUUGAAGGUUUUACAAUUGGUCAAUGAACCAAGUGCUGCUUUGUUGGCCCACUUAUCUGCCACUGAAAACAAAUUGUUGGAAGACAAGACUUAUGUUGUUGCUGACUUUGGUGGCAUUAGAUCUGAUGCUGCUGUUAUCUCGGUUAGAGGUGGUAUUUUAACUGAAUUAGCCACAGCCCACGAGCCACAUUUGGGUGGUGACAAUUUAGAUGAUUCUUUAGUUGAAUACUUUGCUAAGGAAUUUGAAAAGAAGUUCAAGGUUGACCCAAGAAAGACUGCUCGAUCAUUAGCCAAGUUGAAGGCUGAAUCCAUAAACGUCAAGAGAACCUUAUCUAAUGUUCAAACUUCAACCUGUUCUAUUGAAUCUUUGGCUGAAGGAUUUGACUUUCACACAAGUAUAAAUAGAUUGAGAUACGAGUUGACUGCUAGAUCUGUUUUUGGUAAGAUGACCAGUUUUGUCGAACAAGUGAUCAAGAAAGCUGGUUUAGACCCAUUAGAUAUUGAUGAAGUGGUCUUGGUUGGUGGUACUUCUCACUCUCCUAAGUUGGCUUCCAAUGUUUCCUUUGUGUUCCCUGAAUCUACCGUAGUUGUUGCUCCAACUUUGGACCCCAAGGCUUUAGAUCCUUCUGAAUUAAUCUGUCGUGGUGCUGCUUUACAAGCCUCCUUAAUUGAAUCGUUUGAUGAAGAAGAAAUUAAGGAAUCUUUACAACCAAUUGUUGUUAACACCCAACAUUUGAAGAAGCCAAUUGGUAUUAAGGAUGCUGAAGGUAACUUUGUUCCAAUCUUGGUGGCUGAAACUGCUUAUCCUAUUAAGAAGUCCGUUAAUGUCACCAAUGGUACCAAUGAAAAUGUUAUCAUUGAAUUAUACGAAGGUAAGAGAACCAUUAAGGAAACCAUCAUUGAACCAACUCCUGUUUCCGAUGCAGAAGACCUGGAUGAUGAUUCCGAUGAAGAACCAGAAAUCCAAAGAGAAGUUGUUUACGAAACUGGUGAUCUUUUGGCCAAAUUAAGUUUGAAGGAUCUCAAACCAAACAGUGAAUUGGAAGUCAUUGUUAACAUCACCCAAAAUGGUGUCUUACAUCUUUCAGGUAGAGAGUUGAAGCCCGGUUCUGUUGCUGUUAAGGGUGAAAUCACUUCCGCUUAG